AUGGUGACAGUUUUUCCUCUGGAUCCAAGCAACUCGAUGAACUGGUCAGGAGGAUCUGACAUUCCUGACACAGUUCCAAUCAUCGAGCCAACGCCAGACUACCAGAGCGAAGGAGAGCUCCGGAAGUACUCGGGAGUAUCACUGAUUGUACCUCGCCGCGAUGAAGAAUGCUGGACAGUCGGCAGUUUACAAGGAUGCAAAGAUGACACUCCGCUCAUCCAUCUUCGACCCACACAGCGCAGCAACUCUGCACCAACAGUUAUAGAAGUUGGAGACGCAGUCAGAAGAUCAAGCUGGAAACGAUCAAAAGAGACUGAAAAGAAAGAGUGGAUUGUUCGGGCAUCGAACCUGCUGAAUGAGCACUAUGCUCAGUCGAGAGCUGGAUACAUUGUGCUGAAGCGGUAG
Molecule: messenger RNA, 405 nt
Organism: Caenorhabditis remanei
Lineage: Eukaryota; Metazoa; Nematoda; Chromadorea; Rhabditida; Rhabditidae
Exons: 5
Coding region: 1-405 (134 amino acids)
Source: RefSeq, a predicted model, not a curated record